Molecule: messenger RNA, 780 nt
Organism: Xiphophorus hellerii (green swordtail)
Lineage: Eukaryota; Metazoa; Chordata; Actinopteri; Cyprinodontiformes; Poeciliidae
Exons: 2
Coding region: 77-733 (218 amino acids)
Source: RefSeq, a predicted model, not a curated record
AAAUGUUUAUCCGGUUGUUGAACAGCUGCAGCGUUCCCUCCAGAUCCCGGUCUGAAUCAUUCCGACUGGUUCUAGCAUGACACAGUCUGAGUUUGGACUGGUUUUAAUGGGACGGCCCGUCACCAGGCUCAGUGAGGGGAGGAGCUCCACUCUGACAGACUUUGUGUUGGAGCUGAAGAGCUGCUGCGUUCUCUCUGUUCUUCUGUCAGUACCAGGGAAAACAAUGCAGCUGCUGCUUUUCUCCUGCAUGAUGAUGAUCUUCUGCCUUCAGCCAGGAUCCUCUGAGGAUUUACUGACACCAUUUAAAGACGAUCAACUGGAUUUGGAAGGAAACGACGUGACUCUGUCCUGCAACUAUUCAGGAGCAGUAAACCUGCUGCUGUGGUACCGACAGACGCCCAGUUCAUCUCCACAGCUGGUCACCUCAGGAUAUUCAGACACAACAGGAAGGCUUUCUUUGAGACACGAGAAAACAAGAAAGACGUUUCAUCUGCUGAUCUCCUCUGCUGCAGUGACAGACUCUGCUGUGUACUACUGCGCUCUGGAGCCCACAGUGACAGGAAACACCAGAACCCUGCACAAAAACCUGCAGUACUCCACAGCAGCCACUAGAGGGCCUCACUCUCUGUUAAACCAGUUAAACCUGCAGUUCUCCACAGCAGCCACUAGAGGGCCUCACUCCCUGUUGGUCCACUGGUUGUUGAGUCUUUGGACUGAAGACAAAGACAGAUGAGACGUUGUGACUGAGCUUAGUCUCAACCAUCACCAUUAUCUGCUUUA